Messenger RNA from Pseudoliparis swirei, 4567 nucleotides. It is a transcript of the gene adcy2a, whose product is annotated as adenylate cyclase 2a. The coding region runs from base 275 to 3592 and encodes 1105 amino acids. Gene Ontology annotation, biological process: cAMP biosynthetic process; adenylate cyclase-activating G protein-coupled receptor signaling pathway; intracellular signal transduction. Lineage: Eukaryota; Metazoa; Chordata; Actinopteri; Perciformes; Liparidae. Gene Ontology annotation, molecular function: adenylate cyclase activity. The transcript is spliced from 25 exons. The record is from RefSeq and is a predicted model, not a curated record. Gene Ontology annotation, cellular component: plasma membrane.
AGCGCACACUGCCUCUGACUCAGACUCACCCUCAGCUUUCAGUUGUCUCCACCUGAGGGACUUAAGACAGGAGAGGGUAGAGGAACCGAAGGAUAAGCACGAGAUCAGCAACUCUCACAUCAGGGUCCCCAACAGGAGCAACAACAGCAAGAGAGCUGUGCAGAGCACCUGCUCCUCAUCUGUGGAGGAAACUACUAAUACCUCAGCAGUGACCACCUCUUCUGCCUCCUCUAGUUUCCCUUCCUCCUGUUCCACCUUCUCGGCUCCAAGAUCCAUGUGGCAAGAGGCAAUAAGGAGGAAGCGGUAUCUCCUGGACCGGGCAGGGGAUUCUGGUGAAGGAGAUAAAGGAGGGGGACGAGGUCACGAGAAGAGGAACAGUUCCCCGGAUUGGCUGUAUGAGUCCUACUACUGUAUGAGCCAGCAGCACCCUCUGAUUGUGUUCCUGCUGCUCAUAGUGAUGGGAGCCUGCCUGGCUCUGCUGACUGUGUUUUUUGCUUCAGGACUGAACAUUGAGGACCACGUGACAUUUGUGAUCACUGUGCCCACAGCGCUGGCUAUCUUCCUGGCGGUUUUUGUACUCGUCUGCAUUGAGUCCAUUUUCAAGAAGCUUCUUCGGGUUUUCUCCCUGGUCAUCUGGGCAUGCUUGGUUGCCAUGGGUUACCUGUUUAUGUUUUCUGGCGGGAUCAUCUGUCCGUGGGAUCAGGUGUCAUUCUUCCUGUUCAUUGUGUUUGUGGUAUACACCAUGCUGCCGUUCUCCAUGCGGGACGCCAUCAUCGCCAGUGUCCUGACGUCCGCCUCUCACACCAUUGUGUUGAGUGUCUGCCUGUCCACCACAGCUGACCACAUGGAACCAGUCGUCUCGCAGAUUGUGGCCAAUAUUAUCAUUUUCAUGUGCGGCAACAUGGCGGGAGCGUAUCACAAACAUCUGAUGGAGUUGGCCCUUAAACAGACUUAUCAUGACACAUGCAACUGCAUCAAGUCCCCAAUUAAGCUGGAGUUUGAGAAGAGACAACAGGAGCGUCUCUUGUUGUCUCUGCUGCCAGCUCACAUCGCCCGGGUGAUGAAAGCCGAGAUCAUUCAGAGACUGAAGGGUCCAAACUUCGGCCAGAUUGAGAACACAAACAAUUUUCACAAUCUCUAUGUGCAGAGACACACUAAUGUCAGUAUACUCUAUGCCGAUAUUGUGGGCUUCACACGGCUGGCCAGUGACUGCUCACCUGGAGAGCUGGUGCACAUGCUGAAUGAGCUGUUUGGCAAAUUUGAUCAAAUUGCCAAGGAAAAUGAAUGUAUGCGGAUCAAAAUCCUCGGUGACUGUUACUACUGUGUGUCCGGCCUGCCCGAGUCUCUGCCGAACCAUGCAAAGAACUGUGUGAAAAUGGGUCUGGACAUGUGUGAGGCCAUCAAGAAAGUGCGAGAUGCCACUGGGGUUGAUAUCAACAUGCGCGUCGGUGUGCAUUCUGGGAAUGUCCUGUGUGGAGUGAUUGGACUUCAGAAAUGGCAAUAUGAUGUUUGGUCACAUGACGUCACGCUGGCCAACCACAUGGAAGCAGGAGGUGUACCCGGGCAAGUCCACAUCACCUCAGUGACACUGGAGCACCUGAAUGGUGCCUAUAUGGUGGAAGAUGGGGACGGGCAAGAACGAGACCCCUACCUGAAGGAGCAUGGAGUCAUCACUUAUCUGGUCAUCAACCCAAAGGUGGAGCGUCGGAGCAGCCCGCAUCAUUAUUACCGCUCCAGACACACUGUGGACGGAGCGAAGAUGAGAGCCUCCGUCAGGAUGACUCGCUACCUUGAGUCCUGGGGAGCCGCCAAGCCGUUUGCCAACCUGCACCACAGAGACAGCAUGACUAAUGACAAUGGGAAGAUCAACACAGCUGAUGUGCCGAUGGGGCAGUCUCACUUCCAGAGGAGAUCAGAAAGAACAAAGUCUCAGAAGAAACGUUUUGAGGAGGAACUGAACGAGAGAAUGAUCAGGACCUUUGAUGGGAUAAAUUCGCAAAAACAGUGGCUCAAGUCCGAAGACAUUCAGAGAAUAUCGUUAUUCUUUCACAACAAAUCCUUGGAGAAGGAGUACAGAGCAACAACCUUGCCAGCCUUCAAAUACUAUGUCACCUGCGCCUGUUUGAUCUUUUUCUGCAUUUUUAUUGUGCAGAUUCUCGUCCUGCCAAAGACAGCUAUCUUGGGGAUAUCCUUUGGAACAGCUUUUAUUAUUCUUUCCAUGAUCCUUCUCAUAUGUUUUAUUGGACACUUCCUGCAAUGCAGUAAAAGUGCCUCCAGUUCUUGGAUGUGGCUGCUGAGGUCAUCAGUCAUUAUUGCCAACAAGCCAUGGCCCCGCAUCACCCUCACCAUGACAACUACAGCACUAAUACUCAUAAUGGCAGUCUUCAACAUGUUUUUUUUAGAAGACAAUGUGCUGCCUCCUGUUCCUGUUUACAAUUCAUCCAAUGAAACAAAGUUUUACCUUAAUGGACAACGAAUUACCUUUACGGGCCAAAACAACUUCUACCUUCCCUAUUUAAUUUACAGUUGCAUUCUGGGCCUCAUCUCUUGCUCUGUGUUCCUGAGGAUAAACUACGAGCUGAAGAUGAUUAUCAUGUUGACAGCUGUUGUGGUUUACAAUGUCAUUAUUCUACAAACACACGCCUCUCUGCUGGAUGAAUACAGCCGAUUUCUCUACAAGACGGAAAACCUGGACAGACCAGGAGUUCUCAAAGACCUCAAGACGAUGGGCUCUAUCUCCCUCUUUAUCUUCUUCAUCACUCUGCUUGUACUUGCCAGACAGAAUGAAUAUUACUGUAGGUUAGACUUUCUGUGGAAGAACAAGUUCAAGAAGGAGUGUGAGGAGAUUGAAACCAUGGAAAACCUCAACCGGGUUCUGUUGGAGAAUGUCCUGCCUGCACACGUUGCAGAACAUUUCCUGGCACGCAACUGGAAGAAUGAGGAUCUGUAUCACCAGUCCUAUGACCUGGUGUGUGUCAUAUUCGCCUCCAUCCCCGACUUUAAAGAGUUCUACACGGAAUCGGACGUCAACAAAGAAGGAUUAGAGUGUCUCAGGCUCCUCAACGAAAUCAUUGCCGAUUUUGACGAGCUGCUGUCGAAACCUAAAUUCAGUGGUGUGGAAAAGAUCAAGACUAUUGGCAGCACUUACAUGGCUGCUACUGGCCUCAAUGCAUCACCUGGGCCCGAGUACACAUCACAGGAGCAUGACCGGCAGUACAUGCACAUCGGGACCAUGGUCGAGUUUGCAUUUGCCUUGGUGGGGAAGCUGGAUGUUAUCAACAAGCACUCCUUCAAUGACUUCAAACUUAGAGUUGGUAUCAACCACGGUCCAGUAAUAGCCGGAGUCAUCGGAGCCCAGAAACCACAGUAUGACAUCUGGGGGAACACGGUGAACGUAGCCAGCAGAAUGGACAGCACUGGAGUCCUGGGAAAGAUACAGGUGACGGAGGAGACGAGCCGCAUCCUUCUGACACUGGGCUACAUGUGCUCUUGUCGAGGCAUCAUCAACGUCAAGGGCAAAGGAGAGCUCAAGACCUACUUUGUGCAUGCAGAGAUGACCCGCUCACUGUCCCAAGGGAAUGUAAUGCCCUAAGCCCGGAGAUCAGAACAGGCUCAAUGGGCAAAAAGAACAGAUGGAGAUCAAUUCUUCUCACUGCAGUUGUAACACAAGCAAAGUGUCACACACGAAGGAAUCUGAUUUUAAUAUUGCGUUGCAAGUUAGCCAUGCUACAGCUGUAGUUGACAUUUAGGUACUCACUUGCUUUAUGUAACUAAGUGUAGCAUGAACAGCAAGAAGGCAAUAACCCCUGAAAUAUAUUUGAAUGUUGGAUCCGGAAAGGUCUGUCACUUUGCCUUCUGUAUUCUGUUCACUUUACACGAUACUUUGUAUUUUGGAUGUCAAACGAUGUACGUGAAGCAGAAGAGAAACAAAGAAAAUACUUACAUUUUCACACCAGGCCUCUUGAAGAGUUUCCAAAAGACAAGAAUGUCAGAAAUGUCAUGCUGGUGUGAUGGAUAUAAGGAUUUUUAUUUGCUUACCACGACCAAUUUCCUUUUUACACAGGGAGACAAAAAGCCAGAGAUGAAGAGCUGAUAUUCAAAGCAAAGGACACGUGUUGUCAAAGGAAAACUGCAUUUCCACGGUUGCCAAGGAGAGGCUGGUCCUGUUUAAGAAAACAGCCAGCCAACAAGGAGACACACAUAUGUGUACAUUACUCCAUCAAGCUUGUUCGAAGCACAAAGUCUUGGAUGUAUUUUACAGGUGGCACAUUAAAGGAAAACCAUUACAAAUAAGAGGCUAUGAAUAUAUUGUGAAAUUCAUGCAGGGUGGAGUCAUCUUGCUUCAGUGGAGAUUCGGGUGUUUGUUGCUGUUCAGACACUGGAACCGAAGAUGAUUUUAGUGAGAAGGCGUUUAUUUGGGAAUCCCGAGCCUGAUCUGUGUACAGGGUAGCAUUAGAGUGCAUAUGGUGGUUUUAUAACAAAAGAAAAUACUACCAAAAAAUUGUUUUAAUGUUUUAUGAUGCCAUUGUUUUUUGUAAAAACUUCAUUAAAAUUUCUAUGUAUGUAA